Messenger RNA from Podarcis lilfordi (Lilford's wall lizard), 12397 nucleotides. The record is from the annotation of a GenBank genome assembly. NCBI's taxonomy places the organism in Eukaryota, Metazoa, Chordata, Lepidosauria, Squamata, Lacertidae.
CUGACGUCACCGCGCCGUCUCUGGUGGGCGGGGCUUCCCGGCGGGCGGCCAAGAUGGCGGAGCUGGACCUGCUGGGCUCCAUCCUGAGCUCCAUGGAGCCGCCGCCGGCGCUGGGCGACCGGGAGGCCAAGCGGGCCAAGGGUGAGGAAGGCGGGGGGGGACCCAGGAGUCCGGGGGGGGGGAGGGAAGCCAGCGCCGCCCCCCCCCGCAGGUAGACUGCGCCGCCCCCUGGAGGCUCCGCCAGAAGAGGCCCAAGGGCGCAUGCGCAGCUCCGGAGGGUGACGUCAAGGUCGCCGCGGGUCAGGCUAGAUGACCCUGGAGCCCCUUCCGUCCCUGCAAGGCCCGCUGUCGUUGGGGGCUGGGGCACACGCUCCCGGCUGCCCCCUGGCUUCCCCCCCAGCAGAAGGAGGAGAGCCCUGCAGCCGGAUGAGGCCCAAAGGGGCUCCCCAUAGUCCAGCCCCCUGACCUCCCAGAGGCUGACCAGGGACCCCAAAGGGGGAAUACACUGGAGAUCUUAGGCUUCUCCCUGACCGCGUUUAUCGUGUUUCGUUUUGUAUUUUAGAUAUCUUUGUUUCAAAUUUACAAAUAAUAAAUUUCAUUUAUACCCUGCCCUCCCCAGCCAAGACCGGGCUCAGGGUGGCUAAUACCAAGUAUAAAAACAAUUGAUUAGAAUACAGUGGUACCUGGGGUUACAUACGCUUCAGGUCACAGACUCCGCUGACCCAGAUAUAGUGCUUCAGGUUAAGAACUUUGCUUCAGGAGGAGAACAGAAAUCGUGCUCUGGCAGCAGCGGGAGGCCCCAUUAGCUAAAGUGGUGCUUCAGGUUAAGAACAGUUUCAGGGUAAGAACGGACCUCCGGAACAAAUUAAGUUCUUAACCCGAGGUACCACUGUACAGCUUAAAAAACAAGAUUCAAGUACAACAACAGGAGUCAAAGAUGAUGAUGAUGAUGAUGAUGAUGAUAAUGAUAAUAAUAUAAUUUUUUAUUUAUACCCUGCCCAUCUGGCUGAGUUUCUCCAGCCACUCUGGGCAGCUCCCAAUCAAGUGUUAAAAACAAUACAGCAUUAAAUAUUAAAAACUUCCCUGAACAGGGCUGCCUUCAGAUGUCUCUUAAAGAUAGGAUAGCUGCUUAUUUCCUUCACAUCUGAAGGGAGGGCGUUCCACAGGGCAGGUGCCACCACCAAGAAGGCCCUCUGCCUGGUUCCCAUGUAAGCGCCCUUCUCGCAGGGAGGGAACCGCCAGAAGGCCCUCAGAGCUGGACCUCAGUGUCUGGGCAGAACGAUGGGGGUGGGGACGCUCCUUCAGGUCUACUGGACCGAGGCCGUUUAGGGCUUUAAAGGUCAGCACCAACACUUUGAUUUGCGCUCAGAAACGUACUGGGAGGCAGUGCAGAUCUCUCAGAACGGGUGUUAUGUGGUCUCGGCGGCCGCCCCCAGUCCCCAGUCUAGCUGCCGCAUUCUGGAUUAAUUGCAGUUUCCGGGUCACCUUCAAAGGUAGCUCCAUGUAGAGCGCAUUGUGGUAGUCAAUGCAGGACAUAACUAGAGCAUGCACCACUCUGGCAAGACAGUCCGCAGGCAGGGAGGGUCUCAUCCUGCGUACCAGAUGGAGCUGGGAGACAGCUGCCCUGGACACAGAUUUGACCUGUGCCUCCACGGACAGCGGUGAGUCCAGAAUGACUCCCAGGCUGCGCACCUGGUCCUUCAGGGGCACAGUUGCCCCAUUCAGGACCAGGGAGUCCCCCACACCCACCCACCCCCUGUCCCCCCAAAACAGUAGGAAUGAGGGAGAAGCAUCUCAAGGGCUCCUUGUAGCCGCAAAGGCUCCAUCCUCCCUCCACGGUUGGGGGUAGCAUUGCCUAUUGGGAAUUGCAGGAGGGGGCAGCAUGGAUUGGUGCCCCCAUGCCCCGCUUUGGGGCUUCUACGGUUGGAGCAUCUGGUCAGCCACCGUGAGAGUCGGAUACUGGAUCAGGUGGGCCUGAUCCAGCAGGAAUCUCCUCCCCAUUUCCCUCUGUAGAACUGAACUCCUUCUGGAGAGCUGGAAAGGUCUACGGCUUCUCAGUUAGCAAGCGGCUGGACCAGUGGUUCUCAACCUUUUUUGGGCCAUGCCCCACCUAAGCCUCUCUAAAAUCCUGAUGCCCCCUCCUGUGACAUACAAUUCGUAUUAUUCAGAAAGUGAACUGUUAUUCACGUGGAUGAAGCCUAAAAGGCCAUUAAUAACUCAUUCUCAAAUUGCCCCCCUUAAAAAUCAAAUUGCCCCACAUUGGGAACUGCAAGCCUGAGUGAGUUGGGAUCUGGCCCAGAGGCUGCCGUUUUGGAAGCAGGAGCAAGUGAUCCCUUUCUGGGAUCCCCCAAGCUACUCACGCACCCCUUUCUGGGAAUGGAGUUGAGAUAUGACCUAACCUGGGGAGAAAACAGCAAAGACCUGGUGAAAAGAGCACAGCAGAGGUUAUAUUUUCUGAGAAUCCUCCGGAAAAACAAUCUCUCAAAGGACCUGUUGAUGGCAUUUUACCAUUGUACUGUUGGGAGUGUGUUAACUUAUGGUCUGUGUGUGUGGUUUGGGAGGUGCACGGCCAGGGAAAAAACAACGCUGUCCAAGGUUGUAAAGACUGCGGAGAGAAUAAUUGGGUGCCCUCUUCCCACCUUGGAUCAAAUCUACGCUUCCAGGUGCCGUAAGACAGCUGCAGAGAUAGCGCAGGAUAGUGCACACCCCGGAAAUGAUCUCUUUCAGCUCCUGCCUUCUGGAAGAAGGUACAGGGUUAUAAAGACUAGGACUAGCCGCCUGAGAAACGGUUUCUAUCCAAAUGCGAUUUUGGUUUUAAACGCAGUGUAAGGAGUCUUUAUGGGAGUAUAUUGUAUUUUAAAAAUGGGGUAUCAGAGUUUUUAGGGGGCUAACGAGGUUGAGAUCGCUGGGAUAGCAGGCUUGUUGGUUUUGAAUGUCUUAGGUUGUUGUUGUUUAGUCGUCUCCGCCUCUUCGUGACCCCCUGGACCAGAGCACGCCAGGCCCUCCUGUCUUCCACUGCCUCCCUCACGCUGGUCUCUUCGAGAACACUGUCCCACCAUCUCGUCCUCCAUCGUCCCCUUCUCUUUCUGCCCUCCAUCUUUCCCAACAUCAGGGUCUUUCCCAGGGAGUCUUCUCUUCUCAUGAGGUGGCCAAAGUCUUGGAGCCUCAGCUUCAGGAUCUGUCCUUCCAGUGAGCACUCAGGGCUGAUUUCCUUAAGAAUAGAGAGGUUUGAUCUUCUUGCAGUCCAUGGGACUCUCCAGAGUCUCCUCCAGCACCAGAAUUCAAAAAUGUCUUAGGUAGAUUUUUUAAUUUCUUUGUUCUGUAUGGGACAAUGACAGUAAAGAUUAUCGUAUCGUAUCUCUCCUCUCUCUCUCCUUUCCCCAGAGCAAACAGCACAGCUGAAGAAGCUUCAAGAGCAAGAGAAGAGGCAGAAAGUCGAGUUCAGGAAGCGGGUGCGUCCUCUGCCCCCCCCCCGGCACAAGUCCCCAACUUGCAGGCAAGUGGGGACCAGGGACCACGCUGGCUUCCUCUUCGCCUGCUCACAGCUUCCUCUCUCUUCCCCCGCCAUACAGAUGGAGAAGGAGGUCUCUGAUUUCAUCCAAGAUAGCAGCCAGACUAAGAAGAAGUUCCGGCCCAUGAACAAGAUUGAGCGCAGUAUUCUGUGAGUCCACUGGGGGGGCAAGGGGGGAGGGGAGGGAAAAGGUGCCGUUGCAGCUGGGCAGGUGAAAUCCAGCCUCCAGGUGAAGCAUACCUGACCUUGGCUUGGUUUCCAACUUCAGGACGGCCUGAACAGAUUGGAGAACUGGGUGAAUUGCGAAUUUUUAUUAUUAUGGUCACAGACCAGUUCCUGCUCACUUACAAUAUCAGGAAAAUCAUAAAACACAACAGGAAUGCAUUGAAUUGCAAUUGGGUAUAACAGAGACAGUACAGAUAUAGCGGCAGUUUAAAAAAUAUAUCACUAAUGAUCACUAAAAUAUAACCUAAAAUUGUCAUUUAAAACCUUAACCACUUUGGUAGUGCAGCUUGUUUUAUGGCGGUCGCACAGAAUUUGGCCACCCUGAGCGUGAUCUCUGGAUCCUUGUCCUCUACCAGGAGUUUUAGACAUUGAAGUUCGGACCCAUUUGGAGAUUUUUGUAUAACAGGAGUGAUAAAUACCGAGCGUGUAUCCCCGUAGAAACGGCAGUGUAACAAGACAUGAGAGACAGUUUCUACCUCCAUCGAGCCGCGGGGGCAGACUCGUUCCACGUAUGGGUUACCCUUGAAUCGGCCCGAACUGGGUGCAAGUAGCAAAAUGAAUUUAAAUAGGGGCAAAUGUAAGGUUCUGCACUUAGGCAGGAAGAACAAGAUGCACAAAUACAGGAUGGGGGGACACCUGGCUUACUAGCAGCUCAUGUGAAAAGGAUCUGGGGGGGGGGAGGGAGUCUUGGUGGACCACAAGCUGAACGGGAGCCCACAGUGUGAUGCAGCAGCAAAAAAGGCGAAUGCCAUUCUGGGCUGCAUCAACUAGAAGUCUAGUGUCCAGAUCAAGGGAAAUCAUAUCACUCCUCUCUGCUGCCUUGGUCAGGCCACACCUGGAAUCCUAUGUCCAAUUCUGAGCAGCACAAUUUAAGAAGGAUGUUGAGAAGCUGGAAUGUUUGCAGAGGAGGUUCGAGCAAGAGGUUCAAGCGUCUGGAAACCAAGCCUUGUGAGGAACAGUUGAAGGAGUUGGGGAUGUUUAGCCUGGAGGACAGGAGAUACAAUGGCCAUCUUCAAAUAUCUCAAGGAAGAUGGAGCGAGCUUGUUUUCUCCUGCUCUGGAGAGUACGACUUGAACCCGUGGCUUCAAGUGACGCUGAGGUCCAGCGCCAAGGGCCUUCUGGCGGUUCCCUCAUUGUGAGAAGCAAAGCUACUGGGAACCAGGCAGAGGGCCUUCUCGGUGGUGGCGCCCUCCCUGUGGAACGCCCUCCCACCAGAUGUCAAAGAGAAAAACAACUACCUAACAUUUAGAAGACAUCUGAAGGCAGCCCUGUUCAGGGAAGUUUUUAAUGUGUGACAUUCUAAUGUAUUUUUCAUCUUCAUUGGAAGCCACCCAGAGUGGCUGGGAAACCCAGCCAGAUGGACGGGGUACAAAUAAAAAAAUAUUAUUAUUAAUAAGGAGAUUCUGACUAAACCUCAGGGGAAACUUUUCUGUGUGCAAGAACCCUUUGACAGCGGAAGAGGCUUUCUCAGAAGGUGUUCACCUCCCCUUUGUUCGAGGCUUUUAAACAGAGGGCAGUUCACCCUUCGUCUGGGAUGCUUUAGCUGCGAUUCCUGCAUUGCAGGGGGUUGGACUAGAUGACCCUCGGUGCCCCUCCCAACGGUGCAAUUCUCUGAUUCCCAUUCUAGGCACGACGUGGUGGAAGUCGCAGGCCUCACCUCCUUCUCCUUUGGUGACGAGGAGGAGUCCCGAUACGUCAUGAUUUUCAAGAAGGCAAGUGGGAGAUCCGUCGCUGUCCCCCUUUCACCCUGUUGGGGGUCGCUCCCCAUUCCUCCUCUCCACCCCCUGGAGAGUCCAUGUUCCCGUUCUGACCUCCCCAUCCGCCUCUCUUUCAGGAAUUCGCCCCCUCGGACGAAGAGCUGGACGCCUACCGCCGGGGGGAGGAGUGGGACCCCCAGCAGGCCGAGGAGAAACGCUGGCUGAAGGUGGGCAGCUUUCCUCUAGGGGGGCAGGGUUGGGCCUGUUGGGCCAGGAUUGCAGUGCCACCCUCGGAGGAGACGCCACCCCGGGGUGCUCCUUGAGGGAUUUGCAAACUGUGGAACCAGAGAUAGACACCCCAGCGCAUAAGAACAUUAGAAACUUGGAUUUGGAAGCAGCUGUGAUUCUAAAUACCAGAUUAUUUAGGGUGGGAGAGGGUUGCUCAGAAUACUUUGAUGCUGCUUGUGGGUUUUCCACCAUGGGUCCCUGUGAGGAGAGAGAGAGAAGAGAUGCUCUUUGCUUAAGGAGUCUUCCUGCACUCUCUUUGCUGCCUUAUCCUUUCCUGGGAUGUCCAGCCAUCGGGCCCAGAGGCCAGAACAUCUCCCAAGGGACUCCCUGUGUAGCGUUCCCAAAACAAGGAAGGAUUGGACUCUGAUUAAUAGAAUGCACACGAGGCUUGAGCAGCAAGACUCUGGGAGGAGGUGCCAAUAAUAAUAAGAAUCCCUCUCCACCCCUCGGCCCAGGUCGUUUUAUUCACAAAAGAACUUUUUGCACAGUGUUCAUAAGAAUCAAUAAGAUUUACUCUGAGCAUUUCAAAAACCCCACGUGGGACAAAGUUAAAGUUAAAACUACAAAGAAACUAUUUCCUACUUGAGCAUGCAUACAUAGUUCAGAGUAAAUAAAAUAGGAAUAAAAGGAGGAGUGCAUUCAGCAAAACCCCAGAGGUCUUAAACAGGAGGGGCAGGAUGGCAGUAUUUACCAUCUCCUUGUGAACUCUCUUCCUGGCCCUUAAGGUCUAUCUAAAGUUUAAACUACAUCAAAGUAACCCACUAUCCUUAUGUACUGAGGAUGCCUGAGGAAGCAACUGGCCUGUGUUUCAGAAUGCUUAUACGUGCCUGUCAGCAAAUGGCAGAGAUGCAGAGGCUUGUGGGAUUUGAUCAGAAACUAUUGUCACUGAAUCAAACCCAGUCAACGCCAUGCUUUCAUCGCGGACACAAUGGCGUGCUCCAUAUUUCAUAAUUCCUCAUAGCAAUCCCACCUGACCCCCACACUCUGGAUAUCUGCACCCCUACAUCCCAGCCCUUUCUCUGCCUCUCCUGGCAGCAGCGGCAGGCGGACUGUCCUCCCCUUCUUCUAGCAUUUCCCUGAGCUUGGCCUGCUCUGAAGGAGCGGGUGCCUAGCUUUGGGAUACUUCUGGAUCCAUUGCUGUCACUCGAGACCCAGGAGACCUGGCGGGCCUCCCCUCAGCUUCGUCUGGUGGCCCAGCGGUGCCCCUAACCGGACAGGGGCAGCCUAACUUCUGCCUAUGCUCUGGUAACCUCUAGGUUAGAUUGCAUAUGUGGGGCUGCCUCUGAAGACGGUUCAGAAACGUCAGCUGCUGCAGGAUUUUGCAGCCAGGUUGCAAGAGGGUUGGAUCCUACGACACCCACCUUGGCCCAACUGCACUGGCUCCCCCUUGAAGUGCUGGUUUCGACCUUUAAAGCCUGUAAAGGACCGCAACACCACAAGGGCCACCUCUCCCCAUAUUUACUGGCCCAGACUCUGCCCUCCUGUGUGGGCCGCCUCCAUGAGAGGUCUGGAGGGUGACAACACGAGAGCGGGGCCUUCUCUGCAGUGGCUCCCCAUUUGUGGGAUGCUCUCCCUGGGGUGGUCCCCCUGGCGCCUUCAUUAUGCACCUUGAGGCGCCAGGUGAAAAUGUUCCUCUUUAACCAGGCUAACCUCCAUCCAAAGAUUUCAGGGCAGUUCCCCAGAUGAAAACGUCAUGCGUGUUUGUGUUUUUAUAGCGGAAUCCUCCCUGUGAUCUUUUUGGGUUUUUUUCAAAAACAAUUAUUGGUUUUCAAAAAAAAAUUAAAUAAACGUACAUCUUAACUGUACUUAAUCCAAUCUUAGUAACAUUGUUAAGUGACUUCCUCAAAUCCCCCUGGCUGAAUUUCAGUGUAUAUCAUUGUAACAGUUGUCCAAAACCAAUUUUCUCAUAAAAGUAACUUAAUCACUUAACAUCUUUCUUUCUUUUCAUUUUAACUUUAAACAUAUUAUUCUCUAACGUCACAUAUUUUAAAUCCCAAGCCUAUCUGAUAUUUGCAAGUUUUCCAAUUAAGUUAUCUUAACAUAUUUAACAAAAUAGUCUUUGAAUUUCAUCCAUUCCUCCUCCUUCUGGUCACGGACUCUUCCAGUCAGCUUGGCUAGCUCUGAAAAGUCCACCACCUUCAUCUGCCAUUCCUCCACUGUUGGGACUUCUUGCGAUUGCCAAUUCUUAGCUAGCAAAAUUCUAGCUGCAGUUGUGGCAUACAAAAACAAUCUAACAUCUUUUUUGGGCUGUUCCAAUCCUAUUAUUCCAAGAAGAAAGGCCUCUGGUUUCUUAUAAAUGUAUAUUUCAACAUUUUUUCCAAUUCAUUAUAAAUCUUCUCCCAGAAGACUUUCACCUUGGGGCAGGUCCACAACAUGUGAUAAAAGGUACCGUCCUCCCUGGGAUUUUGGGAGGAAGGGCGGCAGGUGGAAAGAAGGAUGGAGGAGUCCAGGAUGAAGCAGCCGCUGUGACAAACGCACCACGCAGCCCCAUAAAUUUGGCUACAGGGACGAAUCGCUUGCUCCCUCCGAGCGCCGUGGGGUGGGCAGGUGUGGGGCUGGGAGCUGCUUCCAUUAACUUAAUUUGAUUUUGAAUUGAUUUUAGAAUGAAUUGAUUUUAGAAUGCUGUGUUACUUUUAUUGCUGUUAGCCGCUCUGAGUCCGGCUUUGGCUAGGGAGGUCGGGAUAUAAAUAAAAUUUCAUUUUAUUGAUUAUUCCCUUCUGUCUCUCGCCCCUUCAUGGCUUCUGCCCUGCAGGAACUGGCUCAGCGGCAGGCGGAAGAGGAAGCCCUGAAAGGCCCCACGGUGGUCAAUCCCAACACUGACUACAAGGACAAGUACAGCCACCUGAUUGGGAAGGUGGCUGCCAAAGACGCCGCACACACCAUGGAGGCCAACAAGGCCUACGGCUGCGGUGAGUCGGCAGGGGGUGGGUUGACUCUCCUGGUUGGCUCCCCCAGACCCGGAGGGACAUCUGCAGCAAGAGCAGCCUGGACUGGCCCCUCGCCCCUCCAGGGCACUCCCAGCUAUGUGCAGGGUGCUAUCCCUCAAGAAUCCUUGGGUCCACGGCACCCGCGGGAAACAAUCUCCGGCCGUCCCCCAGCAUUUUGGAGCACGGGUUCCUUCUUUCUUGCUCCAGUGUGAAUCCCUACCUGCUGAGACCCUAUCUGCCCAUGGACUUUCUGGCCAUCAAAGUGGUGCAUGCUCUGGUUAUCUCCCGCUUGGACUACUGCCUAUGUGGGGCUACCUUUGAAGGUGACCCGGAAACUACAAGUAAUCCAGAAUGCGGCAGCUAGACUAGUGACUGGGAGCGGCCGCCGAGACCACAUAACACCGGUCUUGAAAGACCUACACUGGCUCCCAGUACGUUUCCGAGCACAAUUCAAAGUGUUGGUGCUGACCUUGAAAGCCCUAAACGGCCUCAAAGGACCAGUAGACCUGAAGGAGCCUCUCCACCCCCAUCGUUCUGCCCGGACACUGAGGUCCAGUGCCGAGGGCCUUCUGGCAGUUCCCUCACUGCGAGAAGCCACGUUACAGGGAACCAGGCAGAGGGCCUUCUCGGUGGUGGCUCCCGCACUGUGGAACACCCUCCCAGCAGAUGUGAAGGAAAUAAGCAGCUAUCCUAUCUGUAAAAGACACCUGAAGGCAGCCCUGUUUAGGGAAGCUUUUAAUGUUUGAUGCAUUACAAUAUUUUAAUAUUUUGUUGGAAGCCGCCCAAAGUGGCUGGGGAAGCCCAGCCAGAUGGGCAGGGUAUAAAUAAAAAAUUAUUGUUAUUGUUAUGAUUAUUAACGGCACCGACUUCUAGUCGGCUGAGCUAUAUCCCUUGUAACAACCAGAAAAUAAGGAUACGGAUUUGUGGUAGGAAAAACAGCAAAGGGGGUAGUGUAGGGGGGAUGGGGGGGAUAUAGAACCGCCCUGAGAUCUACAGAUAUGGGGCAGUAAACAUAUUUAAUAAAGAUUAUUAUUAUUAAUAGAAGAAGAAAUGUCUUUACACAGCUGAACUGUGGAACUCCCCAACUUGGAGCGCUUUAAAAGAGGAUUAGACAGAUUCAUGGAGGAGGAGAGAGCUAUUGAUGGCUGCUAGCUGCAGUGCCUAUUGCUGUCUGUAUAGUCAGAGGCAGUGAUGUGAGCCAGUGUGGUGUAGUGGUUAAGAGCAGUGGACUCGUAAUCUGGGGAACCGGGUUCGCUUCCCCACUCCUCCACCUGCAGCUGCUGGGUGACCUUGGGCCAGUCACACUUCUCUGAAGUCUCUCAGCCUCACUCACCUCACGGUGUUUGUUGUGGGGUAGGAAGGGAAGGGAGAAUGUGAGCCACUUUGAGACUCCUGAAGGGGAGUGAUAAAGCGGGAUAUCAAAUCCAAACUCUUCAAACUCUUCCAAGUACAGUACCAGUUGCUGGAAACCAGCAACUGGUGGAGUCUCCUUCUUUGGAGGUCUUUAAGCAGAGGCUUGACAACCAUAUGUCAGGAGUGCUCUGAUGGUGUUUCCUGCUUGGCAGGGGGUUGGACUCGAUGGCCCUUGUGGUCUCUUCCAACUCUAGGAUUCUAUGAUUCUAUAAACCACAGGAGGGAAGAAAGUUCUCAUGGGCUCGAAUCCUGCUUUCGGGCAGCAGGUUGGCCACUGUGAGAACAAGAUUCCGGGUUCGGGCCUGUUCUUAAACCAUGAAAGAGGAGGGAAAGUGUUGCAGACGGAGCUUUAGAUAAUAAUAAUAAUAAUAAUAAUAAUAAUAAUAAUAUAUUUUAUUUAUACCCCGCCCUCCCCAGCCAAGGCCGGGCUCAGGGCGGCUAACACCAGGUCUAAAAACAACUGACUAAAAUACAACUUAAAAAACGAUUAAAAUACAACACUGAAAUGCAGAAACUCAUUUCAGCAGAAACUCAAAAACUUUUUGGGGGAUGAAAACGCCGAGUCUUCACCAAGGCCAACUGUCCAGACUGGUCCUACGUGGGCCAGAAAAAGCCAGGGAAGUCCCCAAAUAGGAGUUCCAACACAGAAGGAAAAAAGGAAAAAGGAAAGGAUCAAAUUGAUUCCAAGCCAAAGGCCAGGCGGAACAACUCUGUCUUACAGGCCCUGCAGAAAGAACUCAGAUCCCGCAGGGCCCUGGUCUCAUGAGGCAGAGCGCUCCACCAGGCUGGAGCCAUCACUGAGAAGGCCCUGGCUCUGGUUGAGGCUAAUUUCUCUUCCUUAGGGCGUAGGGUGUUGCUAUUUAUGGACCUUAAGGCCCUCCACAGGGCACUGAGAACAUGGUGCGCCUUCCGGGUGUUGGGAAAUGUAGUCCAGAACACCAGCAAGGCUCUCCACCUUCUCAGGGCCUGCUCUGAGAGGCUCCUGUGUUCUUCGAAUUGGGCUGAAUUGGGCCUUCGUGGUUGAGCUGUCCGAUUCUCCGCCUUUUAUUAAGUCUUUUUCAUAAUAUGACCAAAAAAAGACCUACCUGAAUAAAUGCAGAGUCCUCUCAGAGGUCGAUCAUUGCCAGGCUGGCAAAUUCUUGACGUUCCCCGUCCCUCUCCCCUCGCAGUUCCCGUCGCCAACAAGAGAGACACGCGCUCCAUCGAGGAGGCCAUGAACGAGAUCCGGGCCAAGAAGCAGCGCCUCCGCCAGACCGAGGACGAGGGCCCCGCUCCGCCCGCCAGCAGCUCGUAGGGAUCGGGGCCGCCAGCAGCGGCCGGGCUUGCUCCCCGUCGGCUGAUUUCAGGGACUCGCCUCCGGAGCUGCUGCUGCUGCUACUUCUGUGGAAGCCACCUGGGGGCUCCCUGGAGUGGAUUAGGAGGGGGACUCCCACAAAACAUCCCUCCCUCUCCUCCCUUGGUGUACCCCAGCCCUUUUGAGUAGUUGACCCCUAGCCUAGGGUGGCGUUAGCGUGCUGGCAGGUGAGGAGGAGGAGGAGGGUUUGUAAAAGUUUUUAUCUUCUGCGUGUGAGAAAAGGGGCUGAGACGAUUGUAGCAAGGUGGGAGUGUGUUAAGGGAAUAAAUAAUAUAUCCCCCCCCCAAAAAAUACACACCACAAUUCCCUUUUUGUGUGCUGUUCAGACCUCCACAACUGAAGUUGCCCCUUUUAAUCCUGUAGUGUGCUUCCCCCACCUUGCACUGAAGCCCCCCACCCUUACCUCUCCCCCAUCUUAAAACUCCCCUCCACCCCAGUUUUUAUUACCACUGUAGUACCACUCGCAUCCACCAGAGAGGGCAUCCCUCUGAGCUGCAGUACUCCCUUCAUCCCACCAGGGGGAGCAACCGAGUUGCAGUGCCAUGGCCAACUGGAAGACCUUAGCAGGGUGCAGGAGCCCCCUUUACCCCGCUGUGGGGUGGGAGGGCAAAGGGGCCCGUUUGCCCCCGUGUCCGCAUUGCGGGGAGGGGUCCUUGCUGCCUUUGACAAGAGGGUCCCUUCCGUCUUUGGGGUGUCGAGGCCGAAGCAUACCUGUCUUCCCUUUGGAUCUUCUCCUAACGUCCCUGCCAGGUCUGGAGUUUUUAUUCAGUGUGUAAAUAUUUAAGAAAUUCUGUUUGCCUGCCUUCCCGCUAUGGGGAGCCGAUGCCCCCAUUGCACACCCCACUCCCUGCUCCCACGUGUCACAGGCUCCCAAGGGGGCCUGGCCAUGUGGAUGCCGGAGCCGGGAAGACGCCAUCGGUGGUGUUUGGGCAGAGGGCUGUAUAUGUGUGUGGACAACAUUAAAUGCUUGUUUUGGACGCUG